GCGGCGUUGCAGCCCCCGGUGAGGCCGCGGCGCUCCCGGUGCCCCCGGACCCCUCGAGCCCUCCCGGCCCCUCCGGAGCCCCCGGGAUCCGCCGGCACCGCCCGGCCCUGCUGUCGCCAUGUUCCUCACGCGCUCCGAGUACGACCGGGGUGUGAACACCUUCUCUCCAGAGGGGAGGCUCUUCCAGGUGGAAUAUGCCAUCGAGGCCAUAAAGCUUGGCUCCACAGCCAUUGGGAUCCAGACCUCAGAGGGAGUUUGCCUGGCUGUGGAGAAGAGGAUCACAUCCCCCCUGAUGGAGCCCAGCAGCAUUGAGAAGAUUGUGGAGAUCGACUCCCACAUUGGAUGUGCCAUGAGUGGCCUAAUAGCUGAUGCAAAGACUUUAAUUGACAAGGCCAGAGUGGAGACUCAGAAUCACUGGUUCACCUACAACGAGACCAUGACAGUGGAGAGUGUCACACAGGCUGUGUCCAACCUGGCCCUGCAGUUUGGGGAGGAAGAUGCUGACCCAGGAGCCAUGUCCCGCCCGUUCGGUGUCGCUCUGCUCUUCGGAGGGGUGGAUGAGAAGGGACCCCAGCUGUUCCACAUGGAUCCCUCAGGGACGUUCGUGCAGUGCGAUGCCAGAGCCAUCGGCUCCGCCUCUGAGGGAGCCCAGAGCUCCCUGCAGGAGGUUUACCACAAGUCCAUGACAUUAAAGGAAGCCAUCAAAUCUUCCCUGGUCAUCCUGAAGCAGGUCAUGGAGGAGAAGCUAAAUGCCACCAACAUUGAGCUUGCCACGGUGGAGCCUGGCAUGAAAUUCCACAUGUACACAAAGGAGGAGCUGGAGGAGGUCAUCAAGGAUAUUUGAAAAAGAGGGAGAAACCCCCCAAAAGCUCAAAGCCCUGCCCUGACCAAAGGACCUGGUGCAGCUCACCCAGCUCCUGGGAUUUCCCUCCCCACAGCACCUGCAUCUGCUGCUCUGCCAACUCCAGAGGUUUUUUUACCUUUUCUGGACAGAACUGAGCUUUGCCCCAGGAGGGAAUGAAAUAAAUCAUUUUGUUACUCUCACUGGGCUCCUCAGCAAGGGGGGGAAAGGUGGGAAGGGAGGGAUUUGGAGCCCAAACUGGGGGUGGUGGAUUGGGACAGCAGCUGUGCCAAGGGCACUGCCAGGCUUGCUGCAGGAGUGAGUCUCCCUCUUGUGGUGCUGUCCAUGGGGAAAUGCAGGUGUCAUUCCUCACUUAUUUUAAAAAAAUAGAGAGUUUUAAAUCUGUUCAGUGCAUUCCUCCCUCUUUCUCCAGUGUUUUUUAUCUGUAAAAGAGUCCCUGGAGCUCCAUCUGCUUCCCUGCAAAGAAAUCUACGCUCAGCCUUGGGGUUUGUGUUUGAAAAAAAUCCAGAACAACUGAUCAGAGCCCCCCAAGCAGAAACAGGAAUCAUGGGCUGAGAUAACCCCUCACCACUGAAAUCCUGCAGGUACCACUGGGGUUUGAGUUAACUCUAUCUUACACCAGAAAAUUCCUGCUUAUCCCACUUAGGUUUUUUAUUCUCCAGCAAAAAUCUCUCUGUGUGUCCUCAAAGCAGGGUCUGGGAAUCAAAGCUGGGUCUGAUAAGGGAAUAAAUUCAGAUUAAAAGAG
Molecule: messenger RNA, 1607 nt
Organism: Melozone crissalis (California towhee)
Lineage: Eukaryota; Metazoa; Chordata; Aves; Passeriformes; Passerellidae
Gene: PSMA5
Product: proteasome 20S subunit alpha 5
Exons: 9
Coding region: 119-844 (241 amino acids)
Biological process (GO): proteasome-mediated ubiquitin-dependent protein catabolic process
Cellular component (GO): proteasome core complex, alpha-subunit complex; proteasome core complex; nucleus
Source: RefSeq, a predicted model, not a curated record